Messenger RNA from Anguilla anguilla (European eel), 1330 nucleotides. RefSeq names its product small integral membrane protein 15 (gene smim15). The record is from RefSeq and is a predicted model, not a curated record. The transcript is spliced from 2 exons. NCBI's taxonomy places the organism in Eukaryota, Metazoa, Chordata, Actinopteri, Anguilliformes, Anguillidae. Bases 145 to 369 code for a protein of 74 amino acids.
GUGAACCCAGUAAAACUACAAUUCCCGAGAUGCACGCCCGACAGCAUGACGUUCCUUCAAACCACUUCCUCGGUUUGUAGAAGCGGUUUCAGACGGUGAAGUGCCAUCCGGUUUUCUUCUGACUGUGGGGUGGUUACCUGGACGAUGAUCGACCUGAGGGCGUGGGCGGAGUACGUGGUGGAGUGGGCGGCCAAGGACCCGUACGGCUUCCUGACCACCGUCAUCCUGGCGCUGACGCCCCUCUUCAUCGCCAGCGCCCUGCUGUCAUGGAAACUGGCGAAGAUGAUCGAGGCGCGCGACCGCGAGCAGAAGAGGAAGCAGAAGCGGCAGGAGAACAUCGCCCGCGCCAAGCGGCUGAAGAAGGACUGAGGCCCCUCCCCUCGGGCCGGGGUCGCCGUCACUGCCACGCCCAGUCACGUCUGGCCCCCCGCCCCCUCCCUCAACAUCCACCAAAAGGGGGGCCGGUGCCACAUUUCAGAUGGGAUGCGCUGUGCCCGACUGGUCAACGUGGGGAUGGGCGUGUCACCCUGCUGAAGGCCACGCCCCCUCUCUCCGCCUGCUGCGCAGGUGUUGCAGUAUUCCGCAUUCCGUACCGCUGCGCAGUUCCACAAACUGUCCAUUACCGCUCAGCCACCUGCGUCCACCUGCGUCCAGUAUAAUCCGCUAACUAAAGACCCUUUCAGAGUACGUGCUCAUUCUUAAAUCUUUUUUUUUAAUUUUUUUAAUUUUUUUUUUUAAAUCAAGUAUUUCCAUAGUAACUUCGAUUUGUAACGUGGAUCAAACUGUGCCUUUCAGCAGACAAAAGCUGGUGCAUUUUUAUUGUUGUUUUUUUUUUCUUCUCAUUUUUAUUUUCAUCGAUCAGAUUCUGCAAACAGAGGAUGCAUGUGCUGUAGCGAGGGCCAGUGGGGACUAAAGAAAAUCUAAAAUAUGAAAUGAAAACAAAGUGGCUGCAGAAAAUCUACUCUGCUGCUUCCAUCUACAUGAUUCCACCCUCAGACAUCUAUGUUUUAUUCCUGGAAGACUGAUUUUCUUUAGAGCGUGAUUGAAUACGGGCACAGAAAUGAUGUGGAUCCAGUAGUGCUGGUUUUCUGUACGAAGUGAGCCCCAAGAAUUUUAAUCCCCGGUUGUGCAGGAGAAGAUGUGUGUGCGGCCAGAUGUUCUCCAUUUGGUGAGGUGUGGAGAUUCACGCCCUGCAAAAUUCUGCCCCGCAUUGCCCGUGAACUGCUCAAGACCAGUUCAACUUGGCAUUUUUUUCCCCUUCCUCCCCCCCCCCCCCCUCUCUUUAUUUUGUAUAAAACGAGAUAUUAAAGACCGAUUGAGCAGACUUUGA